UACAACAAGUGAGUGAACUGUUGCUCUGCAAAUAAAGUCGCUCUGCAGCGGGAUUUCUGCGGGGCGAAAGUCUGCAAAAGUAACUCGUCGCAAUGUGUGAUUUUAUCUGAGGGAGCGCUGCGCGACUUUUGCAUUGUGUUGUUACUCUUUUUUUAUUUCUUAUUUCCCUUCCUCCGUGUCUGCUCGGUGUGAGCGCUGCCUUCAUUGUGCGGUCCCGGCCACCAUGCAGGAGUCCUGGAUGAGAUGCUGCAAGUUGAAAUAUUAGUGUGACUUUGAGUUUGUAGCUGCAGCGAAACUUCACCCGAUGCGACAGUGAAAAGCGCACAGUCUUGGAGGGAUUUCAUUCCGGUCCUGGAGCAGCUUUUCCUGCGGCGUUUCCAUCUGAACCCGCAGCGUGGAAAAAAUAUCACUGAGGACCGGGUAUAAAAGACAGAAAAAAACUAGAUUGCAACACAUUCAGUGAUCUCCUGUGAUGCUGCGAUAAAAUGUUCUCUGCUUCAUCCAAGCUGCAUUUAAAACGAAAUGUCCCACAUUCAAUGCGAUUUGGCCUGCCCUUUCCUCAGAAUUUGCCUUUUUACGACCUGUGACAAAUCUGUACUUUGGAUGGAGGGGUAGACUGCUGAGAUAAAUCUAAUCCCGGCUCCUAUAACAGCAUCUAUAGAGAGGUGUGAGCCCAUCAACCACAACACAAGAAGGGAGAAAAGAGCAGAGAUUUAGCAGUUCCCUUGUUCUUCUCUUCUCAUUCGUGGACAGACAAGUAAAGCGCCCUUCCCCGUAUGUGGUGGGUGAGAUGAACUCCAGUGGGAAUACUGUAGACCCCACCUGACAGCUCUCUGCCUGAUCAACUGAAAGCUUUUCACUGGAGCCUCCAAAACCCCAGAGCUGGAUUAAAAAAAAAAACAGUUGCCAAAAAUCCAACAUCUCAACGGUGAUGCUCAUUUUUGACAAAUACAUUUAAAAUAUUUGUUAUUUUUGUCCUGCAAAAUGAUGUAUUAUCUUUAGACAGGUCGACAGCCCUCUGACACCGUGAACCAGAGGACACUGAAAUAUUUAAGGAUACAAAACAAAUGUACUGAACACCAAGAAAUGGAAAAAACUAUUCUCCCCCUGACUCCUGAUUUUCUCCUGUCUGAGACUUGCCUGUCCCAUUUAUAGAAUAGCCCCGCAUUUUCUUUCUCUGCCCCACAGUCACAUAUUUUCCUCCUCCACCUUCUCAAUCCAGUAGUUACUUUCUUCAGCUUUCAGUCUGGCCGGCACAACCAUUCCAGCUAAGGGGGAGGAGGACUUUCUCACGCUGGCCGCCUCCCGGCUCAGCCGCAAGAAACGUGUCAUCGGGGCUGGAGUCGGCGUGGCCAUGGUCCUGGUCCUGCUGGUGGCCAUUCCCCUAUUGGUCCACACCACCAAGGGGGGAGGGUCCGGAGGAGGGGGCACGCGUUACGAGAUGCUCGGGAGCUGCAAGAUGGUGUGUGACACUUUCACCCCCCCACAAGGAGAGCUGACACCCGUCUCCCCUCAGCCCCCAGACUUCUCAAACCGCAGGGGCAAGCAGGGCUUCAGAGGGAGCCCUGGACUUCCUGGUCCUCCAGGUCCUAAAGGGCCCCCCGGAGAACCCGGCAAGCCGGGCCCCCCUGGUCCACCAGGACCUGGGCCUGGUGGCUAUGGCCCAUCGUUCUACAGUCCCAAAAUCGCCUUCUACGCAGGCCUGCGGAAACAACACGAAGGGAGUGAAAUACUGAAGUUUGAUGAUGUGGUGACCAAUGUAGGGAACUACUAUGAACCGAGCACCGGCAAGUUCACCUGCCCUCUGCCUGGCAUCUACUACUUCACCUACCACGUCCUGAUGAGAGGAGGUGAUGGGACGAGCAUGUGGGCUGACCUGAAAAAGAACGGACAGGUUAGGGCCAGUGCAAUUGCUCAAGAUGCAGAUCAGAACUACGACUACGCCUCCAACAGCGUCAUCCUGCACCUGGAUGUGGGGGAUGAAGUGUGCGUACAGCUCGACGGCGGCAAAGUUCACGGUGGAAACACCAACAAAUACAGCACCUUCUCUGGCUUUCUCAUCUACCCUGACUGACAGUAUAUACUCACAUUUAUAUACUUUCUCUCUCUCUGUAAUCAAGCAAAAAGUUUUCUCUUCUUUCUGCAUCUAACACCACCAUGCCUCCAUAAUGUAAUUUGUCAUUUCAACGCUGUCCAGUACACAAAACAUGUAAUAACAUGAUCACAGUUAACAAAUAGAGAAUUUGUGUAAAAAUGAAUAUAGUAUUGUAUAUAUUACCAGUUAACAUUUACUUCUGAUACACACACUUGUGUAAUCAUUUUCUGUGCCAUGUACAGUAUGUGUAAGCAUGGCUAAAACCACAUGAUUCACACUUGUUUCACAUUCACACAUCGGCUUGUACACACACACAAAGGCGUGCUCACAUGAAUUGAACUCCUGCCAUCAGUUGUUACACUAAGACAAGAUGACCAUUUCAGCCACCGGUCUGAAAUCGACUGCAAUGAUCUCUGAAUGUAGACUGUAAAUCGAGGUGUGUGUACGUGGCUGCAGCCUCUCGCCUGCACUGUGAGAUGGAUUUCCACACAAGAAAAGUCAUGAAUAUAUUGAUCGCAGCUGAUAAUACAGCCAACACCAUGAGCAUAAUCCAGUGUGUUGUAUGUCUGUGUUCAUGCCUGUGUGCAAGCAUACAUGUGUGUGUGAACAUGAGGUGUAAAAGCAUCACGUUGCUGUUGGUUUGACUUUCGCUCUCUCCAGCUCCUGUUAAAAGAGGAGGUGUCAAGUUGUCGGUAACAGUCCCUUAACACACACAGUAUAUUGAUACUGAGGUUUAGCUUUGAGAUUACCCUGCGUGGAGCUCAUAGCAGAGCCUCAUUAUGUCCUGCUAAUAAGCUGAGGCCUCCUCUACCGCCUCAUCUGUUUUGUCACAGUUAAAUCUGGCGUCCAAAGUUUGUAUGUAUGACUUUGCUGAAAUAGUUUGACAUUUUCAGAAAUGCACUUAUUUGCUGUCUUGCCGAGUUAGAUAAGAUGAUUGAUACCACUCUCAUAUCUGUACAGCACAGUUAGAAGCCUGUUAGCUUCGUACAGCACAUGGGCUGGGUUACAAUCAGACUGCAUAAAAGAAGCGGACAUAGGUACUGUGAUGUCACCCAUUGGUUAGUGAGCAUCUGUUCUGAAGCCUCGAGUUUGGAAUUCUGACCGUCCCCAUUUGGAGGAGAGGGUGGAGCUGUGGAGGAGCGAGGGAUGGAUCCAUUGGUGUUGUGGAGGGUAUACUGGGUGUGCCCACCUCUUUUUCUGGCCGUUUACAGAUACCCACCCCUCAGCCACAGAGCCAUUGGAAAAGAAUAUACCCACUUCCUCCUCGGUAGCCUACCCAUCUACCUAGUAGUACACCCACCUCAUCAACUACAGCUACACCACUGGGUGGAUCUGACCGCGAACCUGAGGAAACUGCCAUGGUAGCGACUUGUCAGUCAUGAGGAAGCCACGCCCUAAAGCAUACCCUGCUGAAUCGUCUAUUUGACUCUAAAUGUAACUGUAACUGUAAUUUACAAAAUGAGCACCAUGUUGUAUUGACGAAGACUUUAAUCUAGCGUAUAGACUCAUAAACUCAUUAGGGAAAUGCUUACUGAGGUAAUAAAUCAAGUGAGAAGUUCGGUCAUUUUCUCAUUGACUUCUAUACAAUCAGGCUCCGUUUUGCAACCUGUGGAGUCGCCCCCUGCCGGCCAUUAAAAAAAUGCAGGUUUAAGGCACAUCUGCAUUGCCUUCACUUUUAAGAUCCGGAGAUAACCUCUUAGUAAUACUAGAAAAGAGGUGGUUCAUACGACAUGUUUUUGGACCACACUGAAAAUAAAAAGAGUUUAUCAAUCACCUGAAAGGUUACACUGGAAGGACAAGUGAA
Epinephelus moara (kelp grouper) is the source of this 3899-nucleotide messenger RNA. It is a transcript of the gene c1ql4b, whose product is annotated as complement component 1, q subcomponent-like 4b. Gene Ontology annotation, molecular function: protein binding. The record is from RefSeq and is a predicted model, not a curated record. NCBI's taxonomy places the organism in Eukaryota, Metazoa, Chordata, Actinopteri, Perciformes, Serranidae. The transcript has 3 exons. Bases 1355 to 2074 code for a protein of 239 amino acids.